Messenger RNA from Drosophila erecta, 1100 nucleotides. It is a transcript of the gene cpx, whose product is annotated as complexin. The transcript has 7 exons. Gene Ontology annotation, molecular function: syntaxin binding. Gene Ontology annotation, biological process: regulation of neurotransmitter secretion; neurotransmitter transport; synaptic vesicle exocytosis. The coding region runs from base 429 to 860 and encodes 143 amino acids. Lineage: Eukaryota; Metazoa; Arthropoda; Insecta; Diptera; Drosophilidae. The record is from RefSeq and is a predicted model, not a curated record. Gene Ontology annotation, cellular component: terminal bouton; SNARE complex.
CUCGCAGGCGGAACAGCGGCGACGAGCCGAGUUUUCCGAGUUCGCGAGUUUUCCGUGCAGGGUACUCUGGCAGUGGCGUGCAGAAGAGUGCGAACAUAGCAUGAAGAAGCCUAUCCGCCUAAUGCACUCUCUUCUCAGUGGAUUUCCUUAGAACAAACACACUUUGCGCAGACUAUUCGGAACUUUGCUCUUCAACAACCAAGUCCACGCACACACAGGAGUCUCCAAGGGAAAUCCUAAAGGAAUACUUGCCGAACUAAGUCCAGCUUACCGACCAGGCAGGACUCAGGACCCAGCAACCGAGACCCAGGAGUGCAUCGCAUCGUGCGGAAGCGGAGGACCACAGCCAGGCGCAGCCACGCCCCUAGAGCCCCCAGAGCCACCAGAGCCACCAGAGCCACCAGAACCACCAGAACAACAGCCCAAAGAUGGCGGCUUUCAUAGCUAAGCAGAUGGUUGGAAACCAAUUAAGUGCCGUUAAAGAUGCUGCAGGCGGAGGUGAUGGAGGCGAUGAUGGCGACGACAAGGAAAAGGCAGAGGAGGAGGAGAGGGAGCGUCAGGAGGCCAUCAAGGAGGCCGAGGACCGGCGCAAGGAAAAACACCGAAAAAUGGAGGAGGAGCGCGAGAAGAUGAGGCAAGACAUUCGCGAUAAGUACAACAUCAAGAAGAAGGAGGAGAUCGUGGAGGCGGCCCCACAAGAAGAGCCGAACCCCCUGAUGCGGAAAAAGAAGACGCCCGAGGAACUCGCUGCUGAGGCAGAGCAGGAAGAGCUAGACGAUUUUACAAAACUGAAAAAUCAAAUAGAAACGCAAGUAAAUGAGCUAAAAACUCAAAUAGAGGGAAAAUGUGUCAUGCAGUGAUAUGUCAGUCACCAUAAUAACAGAUAAAUAAAAAUUAUGAUAAAAUACAAAUAAUACUGAUAACAUAGCCCAUCAAUGGCAAUUGAUUUAACUCGACUUGAAAUUUAAUUUGUUAAUAUGAGAUCAGUUAAGUUACAUGGGAACCAUAAACAGAACGAUUUAAAACUACUGCGAAUCUAGAGCCUAAUAAAACUUUACCCGGCAGCAACAUAACGCCUCUUAAACACAACAUCCCAAAAU